Oryza sativa Japonica Group (Japanese rice) is the source of this 769-nucleotide messenger RNA. The record is from RefSeq and is a predicted model, not a curated record. Lineage: Eukaryota; Viridiplantae; Streptophyta; Magnoliopsida; Poales; Poaceae.
CGUUGACAUUGAGGCGUGCAGCAGGAUGCCCUUCCCAGUUCAGUUCCCACAUGAUUGGCGCGUGGGAGGUGUGGUGAUCGAUCGCCAUGCGCGGAUUUUCUAAAGAAAUCAAGGAGCCGUAUAAUAAAACGGGCUUGAGCUUGACAAUAAUGCAAGCCAAAACACCAAAGGCCUUUGGAGUAUCUCCCAAAUUCUCGGGCAUGCUAAGGACGAAGCAGGCGCAGUUGGCCGGCCGGCUCUCGGCCGGUCACGUAACUGGCGGCGACGACGACGACACCCACGGCUUCGCUGCCGCGGCGGUUCGGCGCCACCUUUCCUUCCGCCGACCCAACCAAACGCACUACUCCCUCCGCCUCCGCCUCCGCUCCUCAUCCCCCACUCCGCACCACUCCCUCCGCCCCCUGCUUGCUCGCACUCGCAGUCGCAGUCACAGCGCUUCCCCGCACAACCGGAUGGCGGAGGUCUCGACCUCCACCGACGACGGCGGCGGCGGCAUUGCCACCAUCCUCGCCGCCGCGGACAGGGACUUCCUGCUCCGCAACUCUGCCGACCAGAUAUCUGGAACAAUGAAAGAGCAAUGAUCAAAGCUGGAUUCGAUAAAGGGGGAGUGUUAUGAAACAACAGGGUGAUCUCAUCCAUAUAAAAGGAUGGAUCACAACCGAAGGCAACCGCGCCUCUUCCCAACCAUCGCGUCUCCGGUUGCCACCCCUUCCCCAUCUAUAUAUUGUACCGUAUUGAUCAAUAAAAGAUUCCGCUCAUUCAUUUCCUA